GUGCUGUAGAUUCAGAGCAGAUCUUCAUAGUAAAGCUGAGGUUCCUCCGGUCUGUGUUUAUUGUUAGCAGCGUGCUAAUUCAACCAAAACACUGCGAGCCCGCUGGAGUGACUGUGAAGCAGACACCAGUUAAAAAGAAUCGCAUGUUCUGCGUGUGAGUGAAGCAGGUCUUAAGAUGCUGCUCUCUUUGGGAAUGCUGAUGCUCUCGGCCACACAGAUUUACACCAUCUUCACGGUUCAGCUAUUCGCCUUCCUCAAUCUGCUGCCCGUGGAGGCCGACAUAUCAGCUUAUUCAUUGGACAAUAAGACAGAGAGCUUUGAUGAUCUGCCGGCUCGAUUCGGCUACAGGCUGCCCAGUGAAGGACUAAAGGGUUUCCUGAUGGGAGCCCGACCGGAGAACGCCUGCGUGCCGAUCGCCCCCCCUCCCCUGCGGGACAACCGCAGCAGCGCCUUCAUCGUGCUGAUCAAGCGCUUCGACUGUAACUUUGACGUCAAGGUCCUCCAUGCGCAGAAGGCCGGCUACAAGGCGGCGAUUGUCCACAAUGUGGACUCUGAGGACUUAAAUCAGCAUGGGAUCCAAUGAUCGUAAGUUC
Messenger RNA from Cyprinus carpio (common carp), 593 nucleotides. RefSeq names its product E3 ubiquitin-protein ligase RNF13-like. The coding region runs from base 176 to 583 and encodes 135 amino acids. The transcript has 5 exons. The record is from RefSeq and is a predicted model, not a curated record. Lineage: Eukaryota; Metazoa; Chordata; Actinopteri; Cypriniformes; Cyprinidae.